Pungitius pungitius (ninespine stickleback) is the source of this 5462-nucleotide messenger RNA. RefSeq names its product TSC complex subunit 1b (gene tsc1b). Gene Ontology annotation, biological process: negative regulation of TOR signaling; regulation of cell cycle; negative regulation of cell population proliferation. The coding region runs from base 335 to 4186 and encodes 1283 amino acids. NCBI's taxonomy places the organism in Eukaryota, Metazoa, Chordata, Actinopteri, Perciformes, Gasterosteidae. Gene Ontology annotation, cellular component: TSC1-TSC2 complex. The record is from RefSeq and is a predicted model, not a curated record. The transcript is spliced from 22 exons.
AGGUGGAAUACUACGCCUGAGCCACUACUUGUAAUUAUCCGGGUUAAUUGUAGAUGUUGUUUGGAUAUAAAACUUUCAAAAGUUGCGGUUGCGACACGCGAGGCAAUAACUUCUGGGACUAGUUUCCGUGUAGCCUGACGGCGGAGGCUGACUGCGGUGCGAUUGGCUGUGAGGUGUUCAAGAUGGCGGCGCCCUGUGGAGUGCAGCAACUCUAACAGGUAAACAGCGGUGCCUGGAGACCGUGUUGGAGGGCGGCCCCAGGAGUCCUCCAGGCAGGCAGAGACGGACACACCGCGAGCACCAAGCUGCCUCCACCUCCAGCACUGCGGACGCCAUGGCCAGGGAGCAGCCAAACGUGGGGGAGCUCCUCCCACUCCUCGAGACCUCCGAGCUCCCCCAGCUAGAUGAGAUCAGGGGCCUCAUCAACGAGCAGCUCAACACUGAGCGAGGGUCCAUGCUGCUGAAUGGACUGGUGGACUACUUCUUGGAAACAAACUCCGUGCCGGCCGUGCAUAUCCUCUCCUCCGUCAGAGAGCCCCACGAUAAGCACCUUCUGGACAAGAUGAAUGAGUGCAUGACCAAACAGGCCUGCCGUCUGCCCACCCUCACCCUGCUCGGCCAUGUCAUCCGCAAGCAGCCGUCCUGGAUCCACAAGAUGGCUCGGUACCCUCUGCUGCUGUCGCUCCUCAAAUGCCUCAAGACGGACACGGACGUAGUGGUGCUGAUAACCGGCGUGCUGGUGCUCAUCGCUCUGCUACCCAUGAUACCUCAAGCCGGGAAGCAGCACCUGUGGGAGUACUUUGACAUCUUCGGCCGGCUGGCGUCUUGGAACCUUAAGAAUCCGGGGCACGUUUCGGAGGUUUACCUAAUCCACCUGCACGCCAGCGUCUACUCACUCUUCCACCGUCUCUACGGCAUGUACCCUUGCAACUUUGUGUCCUACCUGCGCUCCCAUUACAGCAUGAAGGAGAACAUGGAAACUUUUGAGGAGGUAGUGAAGCCGAUGCUUGAACACGUCCGUAUUCACCCAGAACUGGUGACGGGAACCAAGGACCACGAGCUCGACCCCACCAGGUGGAAAAAGUACGAAAUCCACGAUAUCGUCAUCGAAUGUGCCAAAGUGUCUCUUGACCCCAAGGAGGCCUCCUGCGAGGAAGGCUACGCCAACAUGCCUGAGAACUUCUACCCCCAAGUCCACCUGCGACCACUAGACUGCACUUCCAGUCCCUACGCAGACCUCCACAGCAGCUUCGGAAGCUCUUCUUCGACCCCGUUCUCGACUCCACGGCAGCCGCUGCCCCCCCCUCUGUCCUUGCCCCCCUUCUCAGGGACGCACUCCUCCCCCCGCAGCCCACCCAUCUCCAGACGGCAGAACUCCACCUGUGAACUCGACUCCUCUUGCGGGGUGAAGGACCCUCUGUGGAGCCCCUCCUCCUUGUGUGGCAUGGCCACGCCCCCUUCCUCCAGAGGCAUGUCGCCCAACGUGGAGCUCUCCCAUAGUGCCUCUCACCUUCCCGGCCGCUUCCACUGCACAUCAGGAGGAAAAGGAACGCCCGCCUCCAGCACUCCGGCCACCUCCUCCCCACCUCCCACCCUAUCGGAUGACUUCCCCAUAAUCUCCUUACCAGCCAACACAGUCCAGUCCAGUCCACCAAGAAAGGAUCGGCGACAUGGAGAAAGUAAGCCGGCUCUGGUCAGACAGGAACCAGUGAGAGAUAUAGACAAGAGUGCGGACGUGUCCACAAACAGAGCAGGAGCAGGAGCUGCGGAGAACCUCUCCAUGACUUUGCCGGAGCUGUCGGCCUUCAUGAAGAAACAAGAGCUGGAGCUUCAGCUGAGAACGGAGAAGGAGAGGGAAGAGGCGGCCAUCACGGAGGAGCUGCAGAAGAUCACCGAGGACACGCAGGAGCCGCCGGGUCGCAGGAGUUUGGACUCCCCGUUCCAUCUCACCACGGAGACUCUGACCGGCUGUCAGGCACAAGACAAAACCUCCUCCUCCUCCUCCUCCCAGCCCGGAGGCGCCGCCGUGCACACCCGCCAUGUGGCAUCGUCGCCGGACAAAGGGGAGACCACCGCGAGUACCAGUGGCGGCGGGAGUGAAAGAGGAGGAGGAGGAGGUGAAGGGGGCGGAGCAGGGGACAGCAGGAGCUCAGCCAUCGGCCUCGAGCAGUCCUGGUCCUCCCAGUCGGGGUUCACGCCCAUCGAGCACCACCUGCACCGGAGCCCCUCCGCCCCGGAAGACGACCUGGCCAAGUUUGGGAUGUUCUCCCCGAGCCCGUGCGGGAAGAUGCCGGCGCCCUACGAGUCGUUCUUCGACCUGGCCCUGCCUCGGGCGGCCUCGCUCUUCGUGGGCCAGAGGACGUCGGAGGCGGUGCACAAGGCGGCGCAGGAGAGGCUGUUGCAGCGGGAGGAGGGACUGGAGGACGGCGAGGAGGAAGGGGUAGCGACCGCUUCGCCGCUGGAGGUGCUGGAUCGCCUUGUUCAGCAGGGGAGCGACACCCAUAAUAAAGUUCUAGAGAGAUUACCUUUGCCAAGUAAGUCAGCUGACUGGACGCACUUUGGAGGCUCGGCUCCGCUGGACGAGCUCCACACGCUGCGCAGCCAGCUGCUCCUGACGCACAACCAGCUGCUGUACGAGCGCUACAAGAGGGAGCAGCACGCCGUCCGCAACCGCCGCCUCCUCCGACGCAUCAUCAACGCCACCGCGCUGGAGGAGCAGAACAACGCCAUGAAGGACCAGCUGAACCUGCAGAGCGUGGACAUCGUGUCUCUGAGGGAGAGUCUGCAGGUGGAGCAGCAGCGGUACAGGCAGUUGUGGGAUGACCGGGAGACUGUGGUGACCAGGCUGCACAGUCAGAUCAGACAGCUGCAGCAGGGCCGGGACGACUACUACACCAAGAACCAGGAGCUCCAGAGCAAGUUGCAGGAAUGUCAGAAGAGGAUAGACGAGCUGGAGGCGGAGCUUCAGAGGGCCAACAACAAAGUGUGCCACACAGGUCACCUCCUCAGCCAGAUGACAAUCAAGCUGAGCAACAGCGAGAGCACCCAGCAGCAGAUGAGCUUCCUAAACAAGCAGCUGCUGCUCCUCGGGGAGUCGCAUAAGCUGUCCAUGCAGGGGCUACCACACGCAGCCACCGACACUACCAAGGAGGCCCUGAUGCUGAAGGCGUCUUACGGGAAAGAAGUGGAGGCGCUGAGGCAGAGUCUGCUGUUUCAGGGUCAGAAGCUGGAGGCAGCCCAGCAGAGAGUCGGCGAGCUGGAGACGCACCAGUCCAAGAAGGAGCACCUCAUCGCCGAGCAGAAGAAGUUCCUCGAGGACGUCAAGUGUCAGGCUAAGUCGGAGCUGCAGUCCUCAGACGUCAGGUAUCAGGCUCAGAGGAGAAUCACCCAGCUGCUGCAGACUGAACUCCUGCAGCUCUACAGCAGAGUGGAGACGGAGGCUCCGGCUGGCACCGCCAGCGGUUCGCCAACAGGGGGCAGAACUGGCUCACAUCUUUGUGCUGAAACCAGUGUCAUGGCACCCGACGGACAGCUUCACACCAACGAAGAAGUGGGCAGUAGACCAUUGCGCAAUUCCCCUCGGGGCAACAGCAGCAGCACUUUAUCGCCACAGCAACCAAAGGCGAGCAACUCUUCCAAGACGACAGGCACCUCCCUCAACGGCAGCCAGGACUUGAUUGAACCCUCCCUGUCGGGUCUGUACGCCAACCCGCUCGCGCCCUUGCCUCCCUCGGAUGCGCCGCUCACCGUGGGCUCCUACCCCAGCGCCAAGAGCUUCCUGGGCAUGAGGGCCCGCGAGCUGUUCCGCAACAAGAGCGAGAGCCAGUGUUGUGAUGAUGAUGAUGAGGAGGAGCAGAAACAUCAGCAGCAGCAGCAGCCACCGCCCCCCCCUGCUCUCCCACCUGGCCUCGCCCAAGGCCUCAAGACUGAGUUGUGCGUAGAGCCCCCUACUCCAGGUUGCGUCGGCCCGGCAACCCCUCCCGUCCCGGUCCCUGCCCUCGCCGCUCCUCUCACAGUGCCCACCAAGGAGCCUCCCGUCGAGACCGAGCAGCGGGCCUCUAGCCAGGAAAGCCCCCGCCGGAAGGCGGGGUCAGGGGGUGGGCGGGGUCAGACGGGCUCAGGGCGCCCCCGUCAGCAGCAGCUAAACAUCAUGGACUACAACGAAACACAUCACGAGCACAGUUAGACGUCGGACUGAGGCGCAGAGACAGGUUUACCGACCGAGAAGAGCUACAAAUCAGCAAAAAGAGUAAUAUGACAGCAACUCUUUGGAUUUCAGUGUUAUUUGUUCCAUUCGUCUGAGUGGACAACAGGAUUUCCCACGAUAUUUUUCUACUUUUUCUUUUUUUCAUUCGGAGUCAUUCCCCCAUUUGAAUUUUGAGAAGGUGACAAGGAAACAAAGUGGAUGUGGUGAUACCAGUGAAGAUGCUAGAAUUUGAUUAUGAGACCAAGAUGCUCACUUAUCAAAGUGAUCAAUAACUUGCAUGUUACUUAUACGUUUUUUGAUAGUCCGUUAAUCCAAACCACAAAACAUCCCCACUUGGCUCCAGUUGUAUCGGCCAUGUGGAUAAUGCUGCUUUAAUUUGUCCAAAUUGGGAGACAUUUGGUUCCUUAGAUUUGUUCUUGCACAGCUGGAAGUUAAUCGAAGUUAUUUUGCUGUGCUCAAAGAAAAUAAAGAUCGCCUAAAAAAUAAUUCUGCAAUGGUGUCUUUGUUGUGGAGACGAGAAUCUCUGAGACAAAUUUUGACAAAUAAAACUUCAGGGCGUACCAGUGAAACUAGGUGAGGAAUAGUUAUUGGAGUUUUUCUUAGAGUUGGUGCACCCACCCGUUAAACCAAUUUGUUUAUAAGCACCAGAAGAGCACAGGUUUUAAUUUGACGUCUAUUCGGAGCAGACUUAAAUAUGUUUUUGAUGGGGAAGAUUUCAUGUUGACUGUUGCAUCGGAGCGUUUGAGGGGAUGGACACGUGGAGGGGUUUGUUUUGGAUUUUUCAUUUGAUCUAUUUAUUUAUUAUUUUUCUUCCAAAAGAGGUCUGCGGGGAGGAUGGUGUUCUGGCUGACUUUAAAUACCUCUGAACAGAAGUCUUGUUUCGCAUUCUGCGUGUACACUCGGCUGGUACAGCGCGGGGAAGAAAACAUCUUGUCCAAUCGGGUUCCUUUGUGCAGGGCUGACAAACGGAGUUUUGGAAGUAAACUGCGGCAUUGAAGGCCGCUUAAAUCCUGUUGUCCACUGGGAACUCCUGCUGUCACUUCCUUUUUGCCUCGCUAUCUAAAGCAUGUUCAACAAUCCACCUUUAACGCCAACCGCAGUAACUACCGCAAACCAAGACAAGGUACAAUCAGCACAAACUGAAGGAACCAGGACUCUGAAUCUGGGAUCAAAUGUCAAAAAAGGAAGUUCUUAAAGCAGUGGCUUGUGUUUAACUGUGAACAAUAAAGAUCGUCUUCAAUGUUUUGCACUACAA